Molecule: messenger RNA, 1458 nt
Organism: Verticillium dahliae VdLs.17
Lineage: Eukaryota; Fungi; Ascomycota; Sordariomycetes; Glomerellales; Plectosphaerellaceae
Exons: 3
Coding region: 1-1305 (434 amino acids)
Biological process (GO): maintenance of cell polarity; piecemeal microautophagy of the nucleus; endocytosis
Cellular component (GO): intracellular membrane-bounded organelle; membrane; cytosol
Molecular function (GO): sterol binding
Source: RefSeq, a predicted model, not a curated record
AUGGGCGUCGCAGACCUUGCUGCCGUUCGCUUUUCGCUGCCCUCUCAGCUUCUCGAGCCGACCCCGAACCUCGAGUACUGGACCUACCUCGAUGCACCCAACGCCUUUGUCGCCAUCGGCACCGCCGACGAGCCCCUCGACCGCAUGCUCGAGGUGUGCCGCUUCUGGUUCACCAAAGACCUCAAAUACGUCAAGGGCAGGCCCUGCAAGCCCUACAACUCGUGCCUCGGCGAGUUCUUCCGCUGCAACUGGGAAACCGAGGACAAUGCGCCCAAGAUCAAUACAACCGCCCUCAAGGGUCCCACGAGCGGCAAUGCCAGCAGCGCCUCGAGCAUCCGCUCCGUCAAGGCUGACAAGAAUGCCUCUACAAAUUCCCUCUCGCUGACCGUCCCAAAACACAGUCUGGCCACCCCCGACGGCCGCCCCGUCCGCAUCUCGUACCUGACCGAGCAGACGUCCCACCACCCACCCGUCAGUGCAUACGCCGUCAUCUGCCCAGACCGCGGUCUCUCCGCGCGCGGCUUUGAUCAGAUCUCCGCCAAGUUCACCGGCACCAGCGUCCGCGUCCUGCCCGGCGAGCACAAUCUCGGCAUCUUCAUCGACAUUGAGAAGCGCGGCAACGAGACGUACCAGCUCACCCACCCGGCCGCCUCGCUCGGCGGCAUCCUGCGAGGCACGCUGAGCGUCAGCGUCAGCGAGAUGGCCUACAUCACCUGCCCCAAGACGAAGCUCAAGACCAUCCUGCACUACAUCGAGGCGGGCUGGCUCGGCAGGUCGACGAACCGCGUCGAGGGCAUCAUCUUCCGCUACGACCCGGAGAAUGACAACAAGACGACAAUCAAGGAUGUGCCAGAAGCGGACAUUGUGGCACGUCUCGGCGGGCCGUGGAGGGAAAAGAUUGAGUUCACCCUCGGACCCAAGCCUAUCGACUCACACCCGCCCGAGGCGCGCUUCACCAUCAUCGACCUCCUCCCACUCAACGUGGCCCCCAAAGUCGUGCCCCCCGCCGACAAGCAGCAAGAGUACGAGUCGCUCUCGCUCUGGGGCGGCGUCACCGAGGCCAUCCACGCCAAGCAAUUUGGCAAAGCGACGCAGGUCAAGCAGGAGCUCGAGGAGAGGCAGCGCGAGAAGGCGCGCGAGCGCGAGGCUGCCGGCACGACCUGGCAGCCCGUCUUUUUCCAGCAGGUCACGGGCAACGGGGGCCAGCCGGUGCUCACGGACAAGGGCAGGGAGGUGCUGAAGCGGGCGCAGCAGGCCGAAUGGAACAUUGACGAUGUCGUCGGCACCGCUCCGGCUGCCGCCUGAAGGGAGAAUGAAUCUGUUCCAGCGUGUUUGGGUUUGAUGCAUGAGGGGUUAGCGGGGACGAGUGAGUGCGGACGAGAGGAUUAUGAGCUCACGGCCUUUCGUUUUCUGCUCUUCUCUCUCUCUUUUUUUUUCCUUGCUUGUUAGGGGAUGUUC